Messenger RNA from Syzygium oleosum, 1643 nucleotides. RefSeq names its product disease resistance protein Roq1-like. The record is from RefSeq and is a predicted model, not a curated record. The transcript has 2 exons. The coding region runs from base 334 to 1497 and encodes 387 amino acids. Gene Ontology annotation, biological process: defense response; signal transduction. Lineage: Eukaryota; Viridiplantae; Streptophyta; Magnoliopsida; Myrtales; Myrtaceae. Gene Ontology annotation, molecular function: ADP binding.
UACAACGCGUGUGCUGAAGCUUCAAAUCCGUGUCUGCGUUUUCAGACAUAUCUAUGUCGCGUGAAACAAAAGCUCUUUUAGCUUGACUUGACGAAUUCAAACCAAAUUGUCCUCAAGCGAGCAAUUUGCUUCAUGUGUUCUUUGAACCAAACCAACUCCACCCGCAACUUCUCCGAACAUGCAAUUGAAUAAUCAGUCUGUCCUGAUGGCAGAGCCAUCAUUCAUCCUUUCUUCUCAUUCGCAACUUGCGCCUCCUCUUUACAUCUACACCUUACCUGCAAGGAAGAGUUGCAACCUUUUCCGCAGUCUCUCACUCAAUCACGGACUGUGCUGAUGGGAACCGAAGAGAUCGAGCGAUGCAUUUCGUCUUCUGCUUCGAUCCACCAAUGGAAGUAUGAUGUGUUCUUGAGCUUCAGAGGCGAGGACAUAAGGAAGACCUUCGCGGCCCACCUCUUCCACGCGCUGAGGCAGGCUGGGAUCUGCUAUUUCAGUGACAAUGACAAAGUGGACACCGGGAUUUUCAUCGAGCCCAAGCUGCUCGACGCAAUUCGCCACUCUAGGGUUGCCCUCAUCGUGUUCACCACCAACUAUGCCGACUCAUGGUGGUGCUUGAACGAGCUGGUGGAGAUCCUGGAGUGCAACAGGAGGUUCAGAGAUCGUCAGGGUCACGUGGUUCUGCCCAUUUUCUAUGAUGUUGAGCCAGGGGACGUCCGGAAACAGAGCGGGAGAUUCGGGGAUGGUUUCGGAAGGUGUAUGGCCACCCACCGGGAUGAUUUGCUGAUGCAGAAGUGGAGGGAUGCGCUUAAAGAAGCUGGCAAUAUAUCGGGAUUGCAUUUGAAUAAUGAUGCUAAUGAGGAUCAAUCAAACUUCAUCGAGCAAAUUGUAGGACAUCUCUUCAGGGUCAGUCCUAGAUCAAUCUCCCCCUAUUUUGUCAAAAAUGCUAUUGGGCUAGAUUCCUUUGUAGAGGAUGUGAGAUCGUUGCUGGAAAUUGGGUCAAAGGAUGAUGUCCGUGUGGUUGGAAUAUGGGGAAUGAAAGGAAUUGGUAAGACAACGGUGGCCAAAGUUGUCUGUGAUCGUGUUUUUAGGCAAUUUGAAGGCGUUAGCUUACUCGAAAAUGUUGGAGGUGCAAACCAAGAUACUCUUUUACUUCUUCAGAAGAGACUUCUCCAUGAUGUUAUGAAGGUUCAAGGUCUAGAAAUGUUUGAUAUUAACAGCAGCAUCAACGAGAUAAAAACUAAGCUCUGUCGGAAAAAGAUCCUUGUAGUUCUCGAUAACAUCACUAAGAAGGACCAAAUUGAGUAUUUCGGAGCUGGAGAUCGUGAAUGGUUCCAAUAUGGGAGUAGAAUUUUGAUAACUACAAGAGAUGAGCAGUUGUUGGAAGAUCUGAAAGUAGAUAACAAGUACAUGUUCCCAGGAUUGACUCGUAAAGAAUCGCUCCAACUCUUGAGUCGCCAUGCCUUCUGCAAAGACCAUCCUGAAGAAGGCUAUAGAGAAUAGUCAGAGAGUCUUGUCCACUACACUGGUGGACUUCCAAUAGCUCUUAAAAAAUUUGGUUCCUUCCUCUCUAAGAAGAGAAAAAAACAGUGGCAUGAGAUAUUGGAGAAGUUGGUGAGAGACCCUCAUCUUGAUUCAGUUGGAUUACC